AUGACAACUAAGGAACUUCUCUCGACUCUCAUUAAAGCUUCUGAAAAAGCAGCCAACAUCGCUCGAAUAUGUAGAGAAAACGAAGAGUUAUUCAAUCUUUUGAUUGAAGAAAAAACGGGAAAUGAGAAAAAUGAAAGAUUCGUUAAUGAUUUCAAGACUCUUGCGGAUGUCGUUAUCCAGGAAACAAUUAAACAUGAUGUAGGAGUUCUUUUUCCUCAACUACGUGAAAAUAUCAAAGGAGAAGAGUCGAAUAAAUUCGAAAACAUUCUUGGUGAAAGUGUUGUUGUUUCUAUUACGGAAGAUCCAAUAGAAACCAAGUCAUUACUUCUUAAAGUAUUAGAUGGCAAUGAAAAAGCUGCUGAAGCUCUAGCUGUAGAGGUCCAUAAAGAUGUGUCAGUUGAUGAGAUAGAAACGCUUCCAGAUAUCGUAGAGCUGAUUAACAUUGAACAAGUUGGAAUUUGGAUCGAUCCCAUCGAUGGCACUGCUGAGUACAUCAAUGGAAAUUGUUCUUCUACAAGUUUUCCUAACAUUGAAAAAUCUGGUUUAAAAUGUGCAACAAUCUUGAUUGGCGCUUAUAAUAUGGAAACAAGCAAACCUUUCAUGGGUGUCGUUAAUCAGCCAUUCUUCGUUAAAAGUGAUGAUGACUUUAAAAGCAAAAUCUUCUGGGGUGCUUCUAUCAACGGUGAGAACCAUCAUAAUAUUGAGAACUCUUCUGCUGACAACUCCAAGAAAAUCGCAAUAAUUUCUUCAGCUGAGACUCGUAAACCCACACUUGAGUCUGCUGGAUAUAAGACCGUGAUAGCCAACGGUGCUGGCUAUAAAAUUCUCAAGGUCAUUGAAAAUGAUGCUGGCAUUUAUUUUCUCAGCAAAAAUUCAACAUUCAAGUGGGACACAUGUGCUGGUCAAGCAAUUUUGAAUUCUAUCGGAGGUGAUGUUAUUGAUUUGCAGGCAAGUAUCAUGAAAAAGAAACCAAUCUCUCUUACAUAUAAGGAUGGAGAAGAUAAAUGUAAUCGUAAUGGUUUGAUUGCUUAUCGUAGCGUCACACAUUUGAUAAACUUGAUUCCAAGCUUCUUGUAA
Clunio marinus is the source of this 1077-nucleotide messenger RNA. Lineage: Eukaryota; Metazoa; Arthropoda; Insecta; Diptera; Chironomidae. The record is from the annotation of a GenBank genome assembly.